Molecule: messenger RNA, 164 nt
Organism: Rangifer tarandus platyrhynchus (Svalbard reindeer)
Lineage: Eukaryota; Metazoa; Chordata; Mammalia; Artiodactyla; Cervidae
Source: the annotation of a GenBank genome assembly
AUGGUGCUGAAGCUGAGGUCCCGCUUCGAGGGAAAGCUGGGAGACGCCAGCGAGAAAAGGGCUGUGUGGGCGCUGCCUCUGAAGCUCUCUUCUCUAAACUCUGCAAUUUAUGGCGCAGUUGUGCCAGAGAGAAGGCAGGGAUUCGUCUCUGUUCUGAGUGUUGU